Molecule: messenger RNA, 2175 nt
Organism: Didymodactylos carnosus
Lineage: Eukaryota; Metazoa; Rotifera; Eurotatoria; Philodinida; Philodinidae
Source: the annotation of a GenBank genome assembly
AUGGGUGCAUCACUGAGGAAGACUGAUGACGAUAAUUGUGAUUUUCCAGUUCAUUUAUCUGGAAGUAUGUAUGAUGGUCAAUAUCAAGCGCGUCUUUUACAAAAAGAAGGUAUUGCAUGUGAAUAUGAUGUUAUGUAUAUAACAAAAGUUGAAAUUCAAAAUGAAAAUCAAAUCGAGUAUGUUGUUCAAGCACCUGGUCAUAUUCGAAUUUUUGAUAGAAAGCUUUUACAAACAUUACCACAAGGUUCACCGUUUGAGAAUAAUCAACCGUAUGUCAAUGGUUUUAAAAUGAAACAAGAUGUUUAUUCCAUUAUACAAGAACAAAACAUACGUACAAUGGACAAAUCGACAAUAGCUAUGGAUCAAGCCAGUCUGUUUUUUCAAUUUUCUGAUGCCUACCCUUCAGCUGAUCCUGAUAUUCUUCAAAAACUUGAUAUAUUCAAACAAAAUUUAACUGAUAGACAAAAGCAAAUUGCUCAUGGUAAUAUCGAACAGUGUAUUCUCUAUCUCGUUGAUCUAUUUGGUCGAUGUACAAAAAGGAAUUAUUAUAAUAUAACAAAAGAUUUAUUUCAUGUUGAACUGCCCGAUUCAUAUUUUGAUAUUUCGUUUUCAAAAAGAAUGUCGCAGUUAAUUGAUUUAUAUAAAAUUCUCUAUUUGUCAUUAACUGGUGAGCCCAUACCGAGAAAUUUACGCGAAAAAUUUCAUCUUUUGUUACAAUUUUAUAAGAAAUAUCGCCAUAUGAUUAAUGAAGAUAUUCAUCAGGAAGCAUUAGAAAAAAAUCAGAAUUAUACAGAAAAAGAAGAUUGUGAUAUUGUUAUUUCAAUUAAACUAAAUUUUUGGCCACAAAUAAUUAGAUCAAGAAUUAAUUAUCUAAAACAUCAUAAACAUCAUAUAUACCAGCGAAUAAAACAUUCACAUGUAUUUGCAAUACCAAAAUGGUCUAAAUUAACAGCGGAAAUUGAAGCUCCCUAUGAAUUUCGUCUAUCGUUUUCUAUUAUGGAAGCAAUAUUGGCCAAAUCUCGGUCAGCCAAUCAAAAACUGCUGAAUAGAAUAGCUCGUACCAUUUAUUAUAAACAUCUAAAGAUGGAAACGAGUGAUAUUGAUAAACCAAAAAUUCCUUCAUAUUUUGUAAAAACAUGUGUUCUAUGGAUGUGUGAAAUAUUUGAUAUUGAACAGGACGAUCAACAACAACUUCCGAUAAAAUUCAUCGCAUAUGCUCGUCAAAAACUUGAAACUGGUAUAUGUCAACAUUAUUUCAUUGAAUAUGUAAAUAUCUUGGCUCCAUACAAUUUAGACACAAGAAAAGAAGCUUGUGAUAUAUUAGAAAAGAUUGACAUCGAGAAUUUGUUUUCUGAGGUAAGUAAAGAUAAAGUGUUGAAUCAUGAAAAGCUAUCAGAGAAUAUAGUCCGAUUUUCUUCGGAAAUGGUUGAAGAAUUUCAUGAAUUACAAUUAAAACAUUUUGAUGAACAAUGCCACAUUUAUUUACCAGAAAAAUAUGAUUUAUCAUUAAGACAAAUAUUUUAUAAUUUAUCAUUGAUAGAAGAAAAUAACACGAAAUGGUGGGAUAAUUGGACAAAUGUUUUUUUGUCGGCUGAUCAUAACGAAAAAGCCAUUGCUAAUCUAACUAAUCUGAAUGCUUUUGACAUAGUAUCUUGUUUUUUUAAUUUUACAUAUGCGAUACAACGUCGAUGGCCUGUAAUUAAAUACUUAUUAUUUGAAGAUAUUCAUAUGGAACAAUUUUUAAUGGAUAAACGACAAAAACUUGUUAGUAUUUCAUUAUUAUUCUUUGAACAACUUAUACAUGAUAUUUACCUUGAACGUUAUAGAACUGCUACACUCUCUGAUAUUUUACAACAAAAUCAAUAUAAACACAUUAUAAGUAAUUCAUUAGCUAUGUCAUCGAUACCUGUAGGUGAAAAUGAGAAAAUCACAAUACGUACUGAUCUAUUGUUAGAUGAAUUUUGGAACAGUAAACAAGCAAACUUUAUAAACGACAUAUUGACUGUAUCUGGUGUUGGUUAUUCGAUAGUAAAAUAUGUAUUUGCAAUAGAUGAACGUUUCGGACAAGACGAGCAGGAGCAACAGCGUAGAAGAAGUUCAGGUAUCAUGCCAUUAAUUAAAAUGAUAAGACUCUGGAAAAUGAUUCGAAGAAUGAAGCGAGAGAACACACUAUAG